Durio zibethinus is the source of this 3122-nucleotide messenger RNA. Its product is annotated as casein kinase 1-like protein 3. Gene Ontology annotation, molecular function: ATP binding; protein kinase activity. NCBI's taxonomy places the organism in Eukaryota, Viridiplantae, Streptophyta, Magnoliopsida, Malvales, Malvaceae. The record is from RefSeq and is a predicted model, not a curated record. Gene Ontology annotation, biological process: protein phosphorylation.
AAUUCCCAAACUAGCCCUCUCUCGAACCAUUUUUAUAAAUUUCUGCUUAUCCUCUUUCCAUUUCUUUCUCAAAAGCCACGCAGUUCCUUUCUGUUGUUUGUUGCGAGUCGUCUCCUGUUUGUGGUUUCAGUUUCUGGCAAAAACAAAAAAAAAGUCUUUAUCAAAAUCCUUCGAUUAUCUUUCUCUAGCUUUGAUGAUCUGAUUGAUCGAAGUAGUUGAUCAAAUUGAAACAUGGAACGAAUCGUCGGUGGCAAAUACAAGCUCGGUCGUAAGAUCGGUAGUGGAUCCUUCGGUGAAAUUUAUCUCGCUACGCAUAUCGAUACUUUUGAGAUCGUCGCUGUUAAGAUCGAGAACCAUAAAACAAAGCAUCCGCAACUGCUUUACGAAGCAAAAUUGUACAAUAUUCUUCAAGGAGGAAGUGGAAUUCCAAGCAUAAAAUGGUCAGGUGUUGAUGGGGAAGAUAAUGUACUUGUUCUCGAUUUACUCGGACCGAGUCUGGAAGAUCUAUUUGUGUACUGUGGCAGGAAGUUUUCGCUGAAAACUGUCUUAAUGUUGGCUGAUCAAAUGAUUACAAGAAUUGAAUAUGUUCACUCUAAGGGAUUUCUUCAUAGAGAUAUAAAGCCUGAUAACUUCCUCAUGGGACUUGGUCGGAAAGCAAAUCAGGUUUACAUAAUUGAUUUUGGUCUUGCGAAAAGAUACCGAGACUCCACAACUAAUCGCCAUAUUCCCUACAGAGAAAACAAGAAUUUAACGGGGACAGCUCGUUAUGCAAGUUGCAAUACUCAUCUUGGACUAGAGCAAAGUCGGCGGGAUGAUUUGGAGUCACUUGGCUAUGUGCUUUUAUAUUUUCUCAGAGGAAGCCUUCCUUGGCAAGGUCUGAAAGCUGCCACAAAAAAGCAGAAAUAUGAUAAAAUUUGUGAGAAAAAGUUGUCUACUCCUAUUGAGGUUAUGUGCAAGUCUCAUCCCGUGGAGUUUGCGUCAUAUUUUCAUUACUGCCAUUCGUUGACAUUUGAUCAACGUCCUGAUUAUGGAUUCUUGAAGCGUCUGUUCCGUGAUUUAUUUGCUCGUGAAGGUAAUGAGUUUGACUACAUAUUUGAUUGGACAAUCAUCAAGUACCAGCAGGCCCAGAAAAUUAGAUCUCAGCCCCGAUUCUCACCAGUUCCUGGUGGUAGCAGUAGUCACCAUUUAUCAGCGGAUGUGGAUAAACAUCAAGGAGGCUUCAAUGCUACUUAUUCAACUGAUGUCACAGAGCACAUUAGAUCAAGCAAUGUUACAGGUCCAGGUGUUCGCCUGCAAUUUAAGUCAACAACAGGAAAGAACUUGGUUUCUGAUAGUACUGUUGAUAAAAAUAUUUUUUACCCUCAUACACCCUCAUCCUCGUUUGCACCUGCUGGAUCCUAUAAAAGAAAUGGUCAGAAAUCAAUGUUGCCCACUGAAGCUAUCAAUUCUGGCCAUGAAAAUGGAAAUAAAAUCAGACCUUCCAGUAGUUGGAUUUAAUCAUUGCAGCGUAUUUCAUCUGCCAAAUGAUGAAAACGGAUGCAUUUCUGCCCUCAGUACUGUUGGAAUGGUGGAAUAGGGAAAUUACGGUUCAGGGAUGCAUUUUAAGACUAUAAAACAUAUAUCUCUGUGCAUGCUAACCACGGCAGAUCUAUUAAGGGUGGCUAAAUGCUGAAUAUUGAACACUGAAGAAACUAUUUAUGGUUGAUAUGUUUGCUUUUGAGUUCUCAAUUCUGCAAGUAUCAACAGUGUAUGUGCAGUAAAAUUGAGUUGUACCUUGAUUUCAACUUGAUUUUGUGGAAUUGGUUAGUCUAUUACAGGGAACACAUCUUAGACUGGAAUGUUGACAGGACAGUAUGCCACCAAUAUAUAACUACCAAGCUUGUCUUAUUACGUAAAUACUGGGAUAAUUAGGGAAGAUAGAAAGUGGGCUACUAUUUGCAUUUGCUGUAGCUUCUUGGGUUCUUGAGAUCUGAAGAGCUUUAUGUGGCUAGGCUGAACUAUGGGAGCAUUUUAUAUCUGGUUUGAAGUUUGAACCAGGUGGGGGGAUAAAACAUUCCCAUUCCCCAAUUGUUUUGGUUUGUUGACACUUGUAUUAGUCAGGUCUCAAGAUUUUGUGCAUCUGAAACCAGAUGACUAUAGCAUUGCUUCAAGCUCCUUCAGGUAUGUACAGCUGCUGAUAAUCCACUUCUGAUAAAUAUUCUGUCUGAGAAAGUGUCGCAAUUUAUGCCAUUGGUGGAGUUUUGGGGAACCUUAAGUUGGAUGAUCAGAAACAUUGUUCAUUACCCUGAAAAGGGGGGCUCCUUUAGGGUACAUUUUUGGUCUUCCUUGAAGAGGAAAGAGGAGUGAGCGGAGGACCUGAAAAGAUCUGGAAGGCAAGUUUGAAGGCAGUUAGUCCAGUGUUUUGGUAUGAGAAGAGCGUUAUGGGAUCAUAGACUGAAACCUCUCUCUAUUUCAAAAGUUUUGUUUUGUAAUACAAGCUCAACGGCCAUCAAACGUCGUUGCGUUUAUUAUUGCAGUCUUUCAGUGUGGGCUUUUCCUUUGUUCUUUGUGGGACUUCUCUACUUCUGGACGUUUCCAAGUUCAGCCUGGGUGUAGUAAGGAAUUGUUCCGAGUAUUUAUGUGUAAAUAUUGUAGAUAGGGUUUUUAAUUAUGUUAAUCCCUCUAUGAAAUUUGUUUAUUGUAAUUUAUUCCUUUUCUUUAUUUGCAUAUAAUAUUAUUUUUAAAGAUGUGUAUGCGUAUCAUUUUGUGUGGUUUUGAAAUCAGCUUCCCGUGUUUAAAGGAAUUUUUCAUGUAUAAUUUUUUUUAUUAUAAUUGUACAAUUAUUCAACGUCAAAAAACAAUUAUUUAAGAAUUCAUCAUUUAUACUUUUAAGUUCAUAAUCGUUACGGGAUCUGUUCUGCGCUGCAGUCAUUGACAAAAAUGCGUGAUCCUUCUCUAGCCUUGGUCGCAUUCCUGAUCACUACCUUCUAAGUAUAGUAUGCUCAUUUUUUAGCAAGUCUUUUCAACAAUUAAUUAUUCUUGCACCAUAUCUAAACAAUAGGUGUCAUCAUCUUUUGAAUUAAGUUUGAGGUCCGAUUUUAAGCGAACAAAUCGAGAAGGAUCUAUGUUGAUAUGGCAUUUAA